CCCUCUUUCAAAUCUUCCGAGAGAAAAUUAUCCCCUCUUUCUGGCCACUGUAUCUCUCUCUUCUUUUCGGCAGUCGCCGUUGCAUCACUCUUUCUCCAUUCUCACCUCUCGCGCCGGCGUUCCGUUCAUCCGCCGCUUGUGAGAAAUAAAAAUGGAAAUAGUUCGUCGUCCUCAACUGAAGUCUACUGCAAUCGACCGUGGAGUUCCAACUCUUCCUCUUUACCGCACGACUCCAUCUCUCGAAGUUCGGCUCGAUGAUUUUGAGCUCUACGCCAUAGAUCGGCUCCGAGUGCUCACGGGGAUUUCCGAUGGAUUGUCUCGCGGGAAGAGGUCCGAGGAAAUGGAGAAACUGGUGACAGCAAUGGCCUGGAUUUUCCGGCCAGUCGCGGAACUGUGGAAAGCGAAUAUGAGGCAUCCGCAGGCGUCGGAGCUCAUGAGCAAGGACAUCAUUUCUCAUUUCGUUCUCCGUCUUGUGUACUGUAGAACGGAGGACUUACGGAAGUGGUUUCUCUCCAUGGAGACGGCUCUAUUCCGGUAUAGGUUCCGCCUUCAGAGUGCCGAGGCUCAGAGGGCUGCACUGGCUGAGUUCCAACUUCCUUACAAGGCAGUCACUGCUGCAGAGUUUGAGGCUAUAAAGGACAAGCUGACUCUGGUUGCCCGCUCAAUCAACCAAACGUUACCUGCAGCGGAUUCUAUAUUCUACAAGGUUCCAUUUCAAGAAGUUCCUGAACUUGUGGCUGGCCGUAGAGUUUUUCUCAGCGAUGGGUAUGCUUAUGUUGCCAUGAUUCAGGUCGUGUCGCUUGUGGCCACUCAGUUUCGAAGUCUUCUCUCAAAGGCGCUCACUCUAACUAACAGGAAAUGGAUGUCUACCAUUAGAGAACAGGAGAAGGAUAGGUUAACCCCUAUUGUGGAAGCCUUAUCAACGAGCUACGUGGGUCCUGACUAUUCUGUGGGAAGGGAAUUUGGUGAAGUGUCGCUCAAAGACAUCGAUAAUGUGGCCAAGAACUCGUUUCCUUUGUGCAUGCGCCAUCUAUUCGACAAACUUAGAGAGGAUCAUCAUCUAAAGCAUUGGGGGAGAAUGCAAUUGGGUCUCUUUCUCAAGGGUGUCGGGCUGAAGUUGGAUGAUGCGGUUGCAUUCUGGAAGGCAGAGUUCUCUCAAAAGGACUAUACGCCUUACUCAUGUCAAAAGAUCAUCUCAUUGACUCCUAGUGUAGGAGAUCAUCACGGAUGCCCUUAUCGGCAUUUUAGGUAA
Linum tenue is the source of this 1252-nucleotide messenger RNA. NCBI's taxonomy places the organism in Eukaryota, Viridiplantae, Streptophyta, Magnoliopsida, Malpighiales, Linaceae. The record is from the annotation of a GenBank genome assembly.